Tupaia belangeri chinensis (Chinese tree shrew) is the source of this 2685-nucleotide messenger RNA. RefSeq names its product NEDD4-like E3 ubiquitin-protein ligase WWP1. The record is from RefSeq and is a predicted model, not a curated record. Gene Ontology annotation, biological process: proteasome-mediated ubiquitin-dependent protein catabolic process; protein ubiquitination. Gene Ontology annotation, molecular function: ubiquitin protein ligase activity. Lineage: Eukaryota; Metazoa; Chordata; Mammalia; Scandentia; Tupaiidae. Gene Ontology annotation, cellular component: cytoplasm. The transcript has 8 exons. The coding region runs from base 16 to 981 and encodes 321 amino acids.
UUAACAUAUAUAUAAAUGCUAAAAAAUAAUCAUGACUUAUUUUCUUAUAGAGAAUGGUUUUUCUUGCUUUCACAUGAAGUUUUGAACCCAAUGUAUUGCUUAUUUGAGUAUGCGGGCAAGAACAACUAUUGUCUGCAGAUAAAUCCAGCAUCAACCAUUAAACCAGACCACCUUUCAUACUUCUGUUUCAUUGGUCGCUUUAUUGCUAUGGCAUUAUUUCAUGGGAAGUUUAUUGAUACUGGUUUCUCUUUACCAUUCUACAAGCGUAUGCUAAGUAAAAAACUUACUAUUAAGGAUUUGGAAUCUAUAGAUACUGAAUUUUAUAACUCCCUUAUCUGGAUAAGAGACAACAACAUUGAAGAAUGUGGCUUAGAAAUGUACUUUUCUGUUGACAUGGAGAUUUUAGGAAAAGUUACUUCACAUGACCUGAAGUUAGGCGGUUCCAAUAUCCUGGUGACUGAGGAGAACAAAGAUGAAUAUAUUGGUUUAAUGACAGAAUGGCGUUUUUCUCGAGGAGUACAAGAACAAACCAAAGCUUUUCUUGAUGGUUUUAAUGAAGUUGUUCCCCUGCAGUGGCUGCAGUACUUCGAUGAAAAAGAAUUGGAGGUUAUGUUAUGUGGCAUGCAGGAGGUUGACUUGGCAGAUUGGCAAAGAAAUACUGUUUAUCGACAUUAUACAAGAAAUAGCAAGCAAAUCAUUUGGUUUUGGCAGUUUGUGAAAGAGACAGAUAAUGAAGUAAGAAUGCGACUAUUACAGUUUGUCACUGGAACCUGCCGUUUACCUCUAGGAGGAUUUGCUGAGCUCAUGGGAAGUAAUGGGCCUCAAAAGUUUUGCAUUGAAAAAGUUGGCAAAGACACUUGGUUGCCAAGAAGCCAUACAUGUUUUAAUCGCUUGGAUCUACCACCAUAUAAGAGUUAUGAACAACUAAAGGAAAAACUUCUUUUUGCAAUAGAAGAGACAGAGGGAUUUGGACAAGAAUGAAUGUGGCUUCUUGUCUUGGAGGAGCUCUUGCAUUUAAAUAUCCCCGCCAAGAAAAAUUGCACAGAUAGUGUAUAUACGCUGUUCAUUCUGUACAGUGAAUUUUCUGAACCUCAAAGUAUGUUUUCCGUUCUUCCACAGAAAUAUGCAAAACAAUUCAUCCUUUUCUACUUUAUUUAUUGUUUCUUUGAAAUGACUGACCAGGAAAAAGAUCAUCCUUAAAUUUUGAAGCAAAAGACUUUAUUAAAAAUAAGAAGUAUAUAUCUAUAUAAGCAUAUAUGAUAGUGGCUCUAGUUUUAUAGAGCUCCGAGUGUAUUAAAGAUGACAGCCGUUCAUUCAAAAAGAUCUGGAUUUGCUUUACAUUGUUUCUAUUAGCCAGGGGAAAAAGUGCAAAUUGCUCCAUGUUCUUCUCCCUAUGUGACAUCACCUGAGGGUGUUUAGUUGCAUGGCUAUUCAGGAAGGUAUUAAGGGCUUAGGCCAAAUCUUACUUUAAGUAUGUAAAAAAUGCUGCUGGCUUUUUUGAAGACAGGUGCUUGAACCUGUCCAUUUGUUUUAAAUAAAUACAAUAGUUGAAACUUUUUCCCUCUUUGCUACAUCAGUAAUACAAAGUAAUGAAUGAAAUCAUAACUUACAUGAAAGUCAUAAAUCAGAUUCAGUACAGUUUUGUUACAGAGAUUGUAAAGAAUUCAUUGAGCAGCAUAGAGGCUUGUUUACAUGUUACUUUGGGAUGCUACAUAUUUGUGGAAUUAAAAAGGAAUCAGGCAGUUCUGUACUUAUUUCUAAAUCUGUGAUGUUCUUCAAAUUUGAUUCAUAAUAAAUUGGUAUAAUUUGAUACUUAGGAACAUAUAAAAGGUAAUGUGAAUUUUGCUGCUUUUGUUGUGUUCCAGGCUUUGGUUUUAUGAAACCAGAUGGAUUGAAGAGUUACAUAAAUACUUGAACACUCAGACAAGAGACUAAUGAUGUUCUGUUAGUGUUUGACUAUUGUUAUUCUUCUUAAAUUCACAAAAAUUCUGUAUCUGAAUUAAAUUAACAUAUAAAAAUAUCCCCCCCUUUUACAUAUAUCAAGUUAUUGUCCUAAGUAAAUAACACUUUUUAAUUGUUUUCAUUAUAUGGGCAUUUGCUGAACUUCAAAGAUAUAUAACAGACUAAAAUCUGGUGUGAUAAUUUUAAUGCUACUUUUAGCAAACUGGGCUUCCUAAUUAAUACAGAAACUUAAAUUUACAUUUGUAUCAUGCUUUCAAUACGUACUGUAAAUUUCAUUAACCUAAAAUUUUUUUUAUAACCAUAAAACUGACUUCUUAGAAUGUGUUACCUGUAAAUACUUCACUCCUACAUGCAUACAGUAAAUACUAGUAAACAAUUUAAUUUCCAUAAACAGUAGUUUCCAUUUUGCUAAAAUUUUAUUUUUCUACCUAUUAAUUUAGAUUGUGUUCUGCAUUUUUAUUCAGUAUUCAUAGUAAAGCUGAAAUAAAGGCAGUGAUUCACUUGGUUGAAUAGACUCCUUUCCAGAUCCUAAUUGCAGACACUGGUUAUUUUCAAGCCUAAAGACUUUUAAAAAAAAUUAUUUAAAAAUGUAUGUGACAGGUUAUGUAAUAUAUGGUGACCAGUUUUUAAAAGAACUGCUUAAAUUAUAUCAUAAAAGAGUUAAGCACUAGACACACAGACAGUACCACUGCUUUAUGAAUUUGCCUCUGAUAAAUUAUUGAA